AUGGGGCUCAAUCCUCCCUAUUCAGAGAUCAUAGAUGAGUGUACCAAGUUCCUCUGUGUGAGCGGCCAGCUGGUCCGAUUCAACAUGUCCCAGAACUGUCUGUAUAACUCCACCCCUCCUAACUGCGGCCUGCUCGGCUUCGCCAUCCUGGUCAACGGGGACAAGUGCUGCCCGCAGUGGGACUGCCCAUGUCGCUGCUCAGUGUUCCCCGACCUGAACGUGAUCACGUUUGAUGGUAACAGCGUGGCCAUCUACAAGGCUACCUCCUACAUUGUGACCCAGCUGCCCAGCGAGACUGUCAGCAUCGUGGUCCAGGAAUGCCCCGCUGACUCAGACACGCUGCUGUGGAAUUUCACCAACCUGUGUCUAGUGGUUUUGAACAUUACCCACAAGUCCAACCACCUGGUCAUCAACAGACUGCAGAGGAGGCUGUAUGUGAACUCGAGGUACGCCAAGCCGAGGUUCAAGAAGUUUGGCUUUGAGAUCCUGGACACCGGCAACAUGUAUCUGAUCCGGACACCAGCGGGCCUGAAGCUGCAGUGGUUCCACAGCACGGGCAUGUUGGUCAUCGAGACAGAGAGCUACAACAGCAAACUGCCCACCAUGGGCCUCUGUGGCUGCUGUGAUGGUAACCCAGCCAACGACCUGAUGCUGUCCAAUGGGACGACAGUCGGGGAGAGCGAGGACCCAGCGGUGUUCAUCGACAGCUGGCAGGUCCCCAACACCACUAGUUACAUCAGCCACAGCCGGCGCAGAGAAGUCAACUGUUCCACCAGUGACUGUUCCCAGUGUAUGACCAUGCUCCGAAACACCUCCUUCAGCCCCUGCCAUGCUUUUGUUCCUCCCAGUACGUUCUGUGAGGUGUGGGUACGUGACGCGGAGUACGUCAACAACCCGUGUGUAGCGCUGGCUGCCUACGUGGCAUCUUGUCACAAGUUCAACGUCUGCAUGGAGUGGAGGAGCCCAGACUACUGUCCCUUCAUGUGUCCAGACCAGCUGCGUUACCAGGCCUGUCUGCCGACCUGUACAGCCCAGUCCUGCUCCAACCAUGACUUUGACCACGACCCUGAGCAGUGUACAGGCCUGACAGAGGGAUGUGUCUGUCCUGAGGGCACUCUGCUCCAUCGACCCUACUCUGCCCUCUGCAUCCCCCCUGAGAAGUGUGCCUGUACGGACAGUUCCGGUGUACCCCGUGCUCCUGGCGAGGUGUGGAAGGCGUCUAAAGAUGGCUGCUGUAUGUAUCGCUGUGACAACGACAAUAUCGUUCCCGUGGAGUAUAACUGUUCCGCCGUGCCUCAGCCGCUCUGCCGCAGGGCCGGGGAAGUGGUCAUCAGUCUGGCAGACGACACCUCCUGCUGCCCACAGAAAGCCUGCGUUUGUAACCAGACCCUGUGUGACAUCUUCCCCCCGGAGUGUCAGUAUGGAGAGAAGCUGGUGUCUUACUUCAGAGAGGACUCCUGCUGUCCAGACUACGUCUGUGAGUGUGACCCAGAGCGCUGUGAGUCAGACAUCCCAGCCUGUAGAGAGGACCAGACCCGCAUCGCCACCAGGGCUGAUGGCAGCUGCUGCCUGGCACACAUCUGUAUGUGUGGUUCCUGUUUGGAGGUGGUUCCAAACUGCCAGGAUGGAGAGGUGUUGACAGUGGACGCCAACAGUACAGACCUCUGCUGUCCUGUCUACCACUGUGUGUGUGAGCCGUACCGGUGUGCUGAGUUGUCAUGUCCCUUGGGGAUGUCUGCUGUCACCGUGUCCCCUCCAGACCACUGCUGUCCCCUGCACACCUGCGUGCGUGAGGCGGUGUGUGUGGACGGGGAGCGGGGUGUUAUGCGUCCGGGACAGACCCUCGUGGAUCACAGUGAGGAGGGGGUGUGUCUCACCACCCAGUGUAGCCACAGUCUGGAUCCCACCACGGGCUUCCACCACCUCCGCACCGCCACCACCAACUGCUCUGCUCAGUGCCAACCGAACCAGAUAUACAUCCCUCCCAAAGACCAAACGAUGUGCUGUGGUGUCUGCAAGAACAUCUCCUGUCUCUACCACAAUGACAACGGUACUGCACUCCUCUACAAGCCUGGGAAGUCGUGGGUGUCAGACUGUAUGAAGUAUGACUGUACCGACACACUGUCAGGCCCUACCCUGGUGUCCUACUCAUUCAGCUGUCCACCCUUCAACCAGACAGAGUGUAUGAAGAUUGGUGGAACCAUUGUAAGUUACAUGGAUGGAUGCUGCAAGACAUGUAAAGAAGAUGGGAAGUCCUGUCAGAAGGUGACAGUAAGGAUGACGAUACGGAAGAACGACUGUCGCAGUAACAGACCGGUCAACAUAGUGUCAUGUGACGGGAAGUGUCCGUCGGCCAGUAUUUACAACUACAACAUCAACACGUACGCCAGGUUCUGUAAGUGCUGCCGUGAGAUGGGGCUGCAGAGGCGCUCCGUGCAGCUCUACUGCAGUGGCAACUCCACGUGGGUCAACUACUCUAUACAGGAACCCACCGACUGCUCCUGCCAGUGGUCUUAG
This is a messenger RNA of Salvelinus namaycush (lake trout), 2517 nucleotides long. RefSeq names its product otogelin-like. Bases 1 to 2517 code for a protein of 838 amino acids. The transcript is spliced from 19 exons. Gene Ontology annotation, cellular component: extracellular matrix. Lineage: Eukaryota; Metazoa; Chordata; Actinopteri; Salmoniformes; Salmonidae. The record is from RefSeq and is a predicted model, not a curated record.